Molecule: messenger RNA, 5256 nt
Organism: Rhinocladiella mackenziei CBS 650.93
Lineage: Eukaryota; Fungi; Ascomycota; Eurotiomycetes; Chaetothyriales; Herpotrichiellaceae
Exons: 1
Coding region: 1-5256 (1751 amino acids)
Source: RefSeq, a predicted model, not a curated record
AUGGAUUUCGACGCACUCCGCGCACGUACUCUCCGUUCAGGAGCGGACGAGGAGGCUGUCACGGUUAAUACAAGAGCAUUGAUAGACAAGGUACUGGCUAGAUAUUCGGGGGAAUGGACUGUUUUGAGAGAACUGCUACAAAAUGCAGCAGACGCCUCAGCAACCAAGAUAAAAAUCAAGUUUGAUACAUUACCAUCUGCCACUGUCCCCUUACCAGCACAUACAUCGUCUUCGAGCCUAUUGAAGCAUACUGUACAACACCAUACCUUGAAGAGACUUGUGGUCACGAACAACGGGCUUCCUUUCAGUGAAAAUGACUGGAAUCGCCUGAAGCGGAUCGCCGAAGGAAAUCCCGACGAGACCAAGAUUGGUGCUUUUGGCGUUGGUUUCUACUCGACAUUCGCAGACUGCGAAACCCCUUUCGUUUCCUCCGGCCGGGAAGCCAUGGCUUUCUUUUGGAAGAAUAAUUCGUUAUUCACAAGACGACUACAGCUUCCAGACUCCGAGAUAACGUCAGACACCAACUUCGUGCUAGACUACCGAGAUACCACUUCCCCAGUACCUUCGCUUCUCCCUCUGGCACAGUUUCUGGCAAAUAGUCUCACAUUCGUUGGUCUGGAGAAUAUCGAGCUCUGGCUGGACGACUGGAAUAUCCUCUCCUUGAACAAAAUGACGUCGCCAAGUUAUGAGGUGGCAAUUCCUCGGGAUGUAGAGCCAAAGACAAGCGAAGGAUUCGUGAAAGUAACCAAGGUCUCCAAAGAAGUUGCACAGAUUAAUGGAGAAUGGAUGGCUAUCAUCGGAUGGAAAGCCACGAAAGACACAACACGCUCUACGAAUAGAGAUACCGCCCCAUCUCUUCGCAAGUUCUUCUCACGAUUGGCAGGGACCGUCCAGGAAGAGAGUCAGUCCGAGAUGAAAAUCGAUCGUUCAAAUGACGCAGACCUUCUUGCGUCCAAAGUAUCCGCGACCGUGUUUCUGAAUGUCAACACAGCGACUAUCAAGACGUUUACGGGCCAGAAGUUCAACGAAGAAUUGGAACGUGCCACCAAGAAGCCACCUCCGAAAUUUACAAAACUCGCCAUCCUGACCGCUCCCUAUGUUGGAGAUGAAAGUCUCGCCAAAGCAUCUGCUGCCGGAGACGUCUUUGGAACCGUCCUUCCGAGCAGAGGAGGCCGGAUAUUUAUCGGGUUUCCCACCCAUCAGACAACAGGUUUGAGUGCCCACAUUUCGGCACCGUCGGUCAUUCCCACGGUAGAAAGAGAAUCUAUUGAUUUGAAUGCAAGAUAUGUCCGGACAUGGAAUAUGGAAAUGCUCCGUGCGGCAGGCAUUGUUUGCAGGAUAGCCUGGUCCUGUGAAAUGCAAGAAAUCAAGGAAAAGUCUCAACGAGAAGCAAAUGGUCGGCCGAAGAUUCGCAUAGAGGAUAUCAAUCCAUUCCUCGAUGAGGCGAUCACCAUUUUCAAGAACUUCACUUUCCGGGAAUCCACACCUUCCAGUUCGAUUGGCCAGCUGCUGGAGGAUGCCUUCUGGACAUGCAAUAGACAAGCUUCAAUUGAAGUGGUUUCAACUUGUGGAGUAUUACCCACUCAUAACGUCCGCAUCGCCCCAAAGGAUAUGAGCUUCAUGGGAGGCAUUCCAAUUCUGCCUGAAAAACUCGCGUCGGAGGCAAAUGUUCUGGUCGCCAAACUGGUCGAUUUCGGCCUCAUAACAGAAGUAACGGUCUCGGACAUCAAAAUGGCACUUGAAUCGAGUCCUCUUACCCCGUCUCAGGUAUCUGAAUUUCUUGGAUGGCUUACCACGCAGUCAACUCGUGGGCAGCUUGACAAACAAACAAUUUCAAAUCUCCUGGCAGUUGCAGUUGUGAAUGAUGAUGCUGCACCGGAAGCAAACACGAGCCCAUUGCUGCAACUUGGGGAAAUCCGGCAUUUCCUGAAUCCAAGCAGAACUCCUGUUGACUUACCUGUACCGCCCUCGGUCAUGCCAUUCAAGUUUACCAAAAGCAUGAGCAAACAUAAUUUGGAGAGCUUGGGCUGGGAAGAACUUCAGCUUGUUGCCUGGGUCCGCUGGCUGAUCGGUCAAUGUGGAAACCGUCAAGUUCUGGCAGAGACUCAAGAUAUAACCAAAUCCGCUGAAUUCAGCUCCCAGAUUCUACCAAUUUUGUCCAAGCAAUGGGACUCGCUGAAUCAACCAUCCAAGACGGCUCUUGUUGAGUUGCUCGCCAAACAUACUGUCAUUCCGACCAAAUUUGGAAUGAAGACACCGUCGGAUUCGUAUUUUCCACAUGUGAAGUUGUUUGAUGAUCUGGCAACCAUCAAAGGCCUGGCGAAUGUCAAGGAUAAGUUCUUGGUCGCCCUGGGGGUGCGCAAGACAGUUGAACUCGGCGUUGUGUUCGAGCGACUUCUGGACUUGGACUCCAAGGCCACCCAGACCGCGGGCAGCUCGAAACCUCAGUGGAGUCAUGUUGAUUUGAUUCAUUAUCUCGCCUCAGUACGUGAGGACAUACCGGGUGCCGAUGUCCAAAAACUUAGAAGCACGCCGAUCUGCCCGAGGCAGACGAAAGGCCAAGACGAGAGCGAUUCCCCGAGGCGAUACAAAGUCGGGGAACUAUUUGAACCUCGUCCAGAGCUGCGCGACCUUGGUCUCCCUGUCUUGGCCUGGCCAGGUAUAUAUCGCAGCACUAGUCCAGAAGGAAAGUUUUUGAGUACCCUUGGCCUCAGGACUGCACCGGUGGUGAAGGAGCUUGUGGAAAUAAUGGCUGACGCGGGCAAGAGUGGUCCGAGUUUCAAUCUCGAUCUUCGAGACAGGGCUCUAGCUUACUUCUUAUCUCAUCAUCAUGCAUGCGGAUAUGGCUCAUUCGACUAUUCCAGCAUUACGGUGCCUUUCCUGCCCCUGGAGAACAAGCCAGAUCAACUGGCCACUUCUACCCAAUGUUUCGCCGAUGGAGGGGCUGCUCUCCUUGGUUUUGACAUAUUGAAGCGCGACUGGGUACCACAUGCAGCGAAAUUCGGUGUGAGAUUCAAUCCUCCAAUGGAACUGUGUGUCGACGUCCUUGGAAAACGACCACCUACAACGUCCCGAGAUGCACGGGAUAUUUUCACAUACUUGGCUGGGCGUCUGACUGAGAUAAAUGCUACCAACAUUCCCAAGCUGAUUGAUAUGAAUUUCGUACCAAUAUUUGCGAAGAACAAAGAGAGAUCAGCUCCUGUAACGCAUACGUCACCAAGAAAUUGCUUCCUGGGCGAGAACGAUGUCUUUGGCGAGAUCUUCCACUAUGUUGAUUUUGGUGUAGAAGGAAAUUCAUUCCUCAUCAAGUGUGGUUCAAAGCAAGAACCUUCGAAGGUGGAAAUUGCACAGAUCCUUGUCAGAGAGCCAGCACGUAUUUCAGCGACAUUCCGCAGUGUGGAAAAGUACAUGGCGCUCUUGCGCAGCAUGGCCGACAGUGCCAAAACUCUGAGGAAAAACAGGGAGCUUUGGGGAGAAAUGAAAAAAGCGCCGUUUCUGCUGGCAAGCAAAGAACUUCCAGCUCAUUCUUCGGCAGAGAAAGCCGUCGGUGGCGGGGAUGAUGUUGAUCAUCUCGAUGAGGAAGAGUCACAAGGAAUUCGCGAAUUUCAACUUUGCGGUGCUCAAGAUGCCAUCAUCAUUGACGACUAUAUAAACUAUAACCUGUUCAAGACAAAUAUCCUUGCUGCGCCUCAGGAAGAGACCUUGGAGGAUUUCUAUUAUUCCCUAGGCUCGCCAUUGUUGAGUUCAUUAGUCGAGGAAGCAGCUCGCCAUGGUCCAAAAUUGCCUGACCAAAAGCCGGCGGAGAAAUUGCAGAAACAGAUUCUGGAGAGAUCAACGCUGUUCCUGCAUGAACAACCCCCGGACACGAUCAAGCAUGAUGCUAAGUGGCUGGAGAAGAAUUUGCGAGUUCGGUUAGUGUCUUCCAUUUCCCUCCGGAGAUCAUUGCGAGGACGAAAUGUCAGCCAUACAGAGAAGCGCACGGCUGUUGUGACCCAAGUUAAUCGCGAGUAUACAUUGUGGAUCACUGGUGCGAAACCAGAUUUGUAUCAAGUCAGCCAGGCAUUGGUUCAUAUCUUGCUCGCGAGGCCGAAACUACAUUCUGCGAUUACCCUCGAAAUGUUAUUGAAGACAGACCUGCUUGAACUACGCGCUCGUGGAUUCAAUGUUUCUCGCAUUUUGCGGCAGAAGGCAGCCGAAGUGCGACUGGCCCAAAAUAAGAGACAACAAGAACUUGAGGAACAGCAGAAGCGCACCGAGGAAGGAGAAAAGGCUUGGCGAGCCUCGCAAGAACAAGCCGCCAGAGAAAAAGCUCAGCAAAAUCCAUUGCCAGGUGCUUUUCCAGAUUCACCAGAUCACAAAGGCUCCUCCACAGAAUAUCUCGACGCGAAUGUUGCCCCCCUGGAUGGGGAUGAUCUUCGAAGACAUGGUCGAAACCUCCUCUCCAAUAUGUCACGUCAAUUUGGUUUUGGUCAUAACCGUCACAUUCAGUCCUUGCUUGGCCACAACGUCGACGAGACAACAGCCAGCGCCCCACAGGGAACCAUUACAACCGGGGAACAAGAUUCUCCUCCGCCGUAUCAGUACGAUGAACGAAGUGGCGACCAGAAACCUAGUGACUCCGUCACCGCACCUCACCAACUCCGCGAAAAUCUCCUGAGUGCAGUCAAGAAGUCUCGCGCCCAUAACUCGUCUGAUCUUUUCACUCGGGGGGAAACAAAUGUCCUCACUGAAACCAAAUCUUAUUGUGACGAACAUCCUGCUCAUGGCUUGACGUUUGCGGCCGACAUCAAACACGGCAUCCAAAUGUAUCUUUCCCCUUCCUCGGUCAGCAGUUUUCCGGCAUUCCUGCAACGGCAUUCUUCCGGCCUCGCUGAUUUCGCCACCCUGCUGAAAUCCGUAGGUGAAAUCUUUGGCUUGGAACCACGAACCUUGAACAUCUUCUUCGAAAUGUCGGGCAAGACAAUCGCCUUCAACCGUAAUGGUAGCAUCUUCUGCAACUAUCGAUACUACCAGGAACUCCACGAACGGGAUCUCGCUGGUGCAGGGAGCACAGACGCUGAUGCCGAUGCUUUCGUGUACUGGUGGGUUAUCCUUUGCCAUGAGCUGGCGCACAACCUGGUCGCCGAUCACAGCUCCAAUCACAGUUUCUACACUGAAGGGUUUGUGGCACAGUAUUUCAGGCGAGUCAUGAGAGUUCUUGGGAAGGGAUCUUCAACGGGUGCACAAACGACACAGGGGCCACUUGUUGAGAUUUGA